Paramuricea clavata is the source of this 1749-nucleotide messenger RNA. Lineage: Eukaryota; Metazoa; Cnidaria; Anthozoa; Malacalcyonacea; Plexauridae. The record is from the annotation of a GenBank genome assembly.
AUGGAUAUUCAGUACGUAUUAGAUCCUUAUGCUUGUGCUGUUUAUAUCCUUUCAUAUAUUACUAAAGGUCAAAGAGGAAUGAGCAAGUUACUUCGUAAAGCAUGUGAGGAAACAAAAGAAGGCAAUAAGAAUAUUGUUAACAAGGUGAGACAUAUUGGUAACAAAUUUCUCAAUGCUGUUGAAAUAAGUGCGCAAGAGGCUGUCUACUUAGUAAUGCAAAUGCCUUUGAGACGGUCGUCUCGAGAAUUCCAAUUUAUCAAUACAUCUGACCCACAUGAAAGAACAUUCUUGUUAAAAAGUAUGGAUAAAAUUAAAGAACUUCCUGAUCAUUCUGUUGGUAUUGAAUCAGAUAACAUUAUUAAAAGAUAUCAGAGAAGACCAAAGAAAUUGGAAAAUUUAUGUCUGGCUAAUUUUGUGGCUUGGUUCAAUUGUAAAAGUGACAGUAAUAAAAAAAGCAAACUUAUAUCAAAUUCACCAUUAAUAGAUGAUUAUCUUACAGAGAGUAAUUUCCAUAAUAAUGUAGAUGAUGAUCUUUCUGAUAAAGAACAGAACAUAUUUGAAAAUGAUGAAUAUGAAAUGAAAGGUGGAAUGACAUUCGUGAAGAGACAAAAGCCAAGAAUCAUACGGUUGGUUAGAUUUAAUAAAACCAAAGAUCCAGAAAAUUAUUGUAGAGAACAGAUAAUGCUUUACACUGCUUGGAGAAAUGAAAAUACAGAUCUUCUGAAAGACUUUGAUAAUUUCAUAUCGAUCCUGGUAAGUUUCAAAGGUGCGAUAGAACAAAACAGAAAACAAUACGAGAAUCACACCGAAGUUCUUGAUCAGGCAGUACAAGAUAUUGAAAGUGAAGAAAAUCUAGUCGCUCCGAAUACGCAGUAUAGAGAUGAACAAGACAGAGAAAUUGGGCCAAGUGAAUUAUUCGGAUGCUUCGAUCCUGGAAAAGAUAAACAACAUGCCCAAUACGACCUGAUAAAUGAUAUUGAUAUAUAUCCACGAACAAAUUAUGAUGAUGAACUUGUUGUAAAAAGACUGACUGAUGCCGAUUUUAGAAAACUUGUCCAAUCACUUAAUGUUGAACAAAAAGAGUUUUUUUACUAUGUACUGAACUCUGUCAAGACUGAUAAGCUGCCAAUGAGACUGUUUUUAAGCGGAGGUGCCGGUGUAGGUAAAAGUACUGUCACUAAUGCUUUGUAUGAAGCUCUCAUAAGAUACUUGAAUUCUCAACCUCAGAAUGAUCCUGAUGAUGUCAGUGUUGUAAAAGUAGCCCCAACAGGCAAAGCUGCUUUCAACAUAAGAGGAAAUACACUUCAUUCUGCCUUUAAAAUUCCUGCAAACAGAGGAUUCAAUUAUUGUACACUAUAUAGAGACAGAUUGAAUACAAUAAGAUCUCAGUUACAGAGAAUGCAAGUUAUUUUUAUUGACGAGAUAUCUAUGGUAGGAAGUGCUAUGUUUAAUUUUCUUGACUUACGAUUGCAACAAAUCAUGGGUACAAAAGAACCAUUUGGCUGUCUUAGCAUAAUAACAGUUGGCGACUUAUUUCAACUGAAACCCAUGUUCGAUAAUUGGAUAUUUGAGAAUUCAAAGGAUGGUUAUGCUGCAUUAGCAACAAAUCUCUGGCAAAAAUAUUUUCAAAUGUUUGAAUUAUCUGAGCUUAUGAGACAAAGGGAAGACAAAGAAUUUGCUGAAAUUUUAAAUCAUAUAAGAGAAGGAAAUCAUACUGAAGCUGACAUUGAAGUUUUAAAAGAAAGUUAA